Oreochromis niloticus (Nile tilapia) is the source of this 2082-nucleotide messenger RNA. Its product is annotated as ETS translocation variant 5. Gene Ontology annotation, biological process: regulation of transcription by RNA polymerase II; cell differentiation. Gene Ontology annotation, cellular component: nucleus. The transcript has 13 exons. Gene Ontology annotation, molecular function: sequence-specific DNA binding; DNA-binding transcription factor activity, RNA polymerase II-specific. Lineage: Eukaryota; Metazoa; Chordata; Actinopteri; Cichliformes; Cichlidae. The coding region runs from base 164 to 1666 and encodes 500 amino acids. The record is from RefSeq and is a predicted model, not a curated record.
AGCGCUCGUUUUAGCCGCAGCUAUCAGAGCCCUUCAUUGAGAAAAAUCCACAGCCGAGUGAUUAAUCGAGGAGCUGCAUGGGAUGUAGGGGAGGAAAUCUGCGACGAGUUCUGUUUUCACACUGCCAAGAAACUUCACUUACCAAGGUGAAGACUCCUGCACCAUGGAGGGCUUUUAUGACCAGCAGGUUCCCUUUGUGGUCCCUGAGAGUAAAUGUCACACACAGGAAGCAGCAAAGUGUCUCAGCGACAGGAAGAGGAAGUUCAUGGACACCGAGCUGGCUCAGGACACAGAAGAGCUAUUCCAAGACCUGAGUCAGCUCCAAGAAAUAUGGAUCGCCGAAGCUCAAGCUACUGAUGACGAGCAGUUUGUCCCCGAUUUCCAGUCCAAUAACUUGAUGUUUCAUGGACUGGCCGCCAGCAAAGUGAAGCGUGAACAGAGUCCGUCCAAAGACUUCUCUCCCUGCAGAACGCCUCAGGCUGACAUGUGCCUUUACAGCUACAGUGCCUGUGAGCCCGCUCUGACUCCAGCCUCCACACCUGCAGUACAACAACGUGGCUCCAUCCACCCUACUGGACCUCCACCUUUACAGAGGCAGUUACAGCCAUCUACCCCCCAGCUGACCAACAGCUGCUCCCCAAACCAUGCUCCUGCCCUCAGCCCCUCCCACCUCCGCAACCUUCCACAGGCCAAUCAAAGCCAGCAGUUUGCUAUGCCACAUCCUCCCAUUGGCUCCUCCAGUGUGUCAUUCAACGCAGAACAAAGGUUCCAGCGGCAGCUGUCGGAUCCCUGCCUGUCUUUCCUUCCUCCAAAGAAGACCGCAAACACACCGUACCAUCCCACCAUCCGUGACGGGAGGCCGAUGUAUCAGCGCCACCUUUCAGAGCCUCUGGUUCCCCACGCUCCCCGGGGUUUUAAACAAGAACUGGUAGACCCAAGAUAUCCAGAGCCAGGGCCUCCUACUUCAGGUCUGGCACGUCCUCAGACUGCCUUCAACCAUGUCACAAUUAAACAAGAGCCAAGGGACUUUGGCUAUGACUCAGAGGUUCAAACAUGCCAGUCGUCAUCCUUUGAGAAGUCUUCUGCUUUGUACCAAAAUAACAGUGCAGGAUUUGGUCCAGACAGAGAGCCGUGUCUGUACUAUGAUGACACAUGUGUUGUGCCGGAAAGGCUGGAAGGUAAAGUGAAACAGGAGGGUCUACCAUACCAGCGCCGUGGCUCCCUGCAGCUGUGGCAGUUCCUGCUCACACUCCUGGACAACCCAGCCAAUGCACACCUGAUCAUCUGGACGGGGCGAAACAUGGAGUUCAAGCUGAUUGACCCCGAAGAGGUGGCUCGGCUCUGGGGGAUCCAGAAGAAUCGACCUGCCAUGAACUACGAUAAGCUGAGUCGCUCGCUGCGGUACUAUUAUGAAAAGGGCAUUAUGCAGAAGGUGGCCGGUGAGCGGUAUGUCUACAAGUUUGUGUGCAACCCCGAGGCGCUUUUCUCCAUGGCUUUCCCAGACAAUCAGAGGCCAAGUCUCAAGCCUGACCCGGAUGCUGUCCUACCUCCUUGCGAGGACGAAGGCCCACACCUCCCCAGCUAUGAAGAUGACGGGCCUUAUCUGGCUGAAGGAACGGAGCAGUGCAUCCAAAGACUGGGCCUCCCUGACGGCUACCCGUACUAGACUCCACAGCCUGGCAGCUGAAGUUAUUUUUAACACGAUGUAACCUAUAUUUACAGAGCAGUGUUUGAGAAUUUUUUUUUUGUAUGUAUACCUACGUUAUCUGUCACAAAGACGCAAGAUUUGGAGAAGUAAAGUGUUUUUUUUUGUUUGUUUGUUUGUUUGUUUGGUUUGUUUUGUUUUGUUUUUUUGUUUGAAAUUAUUGUUAAGCCAGAAAGCUAAAAAGAGAAUAACUGAGAUGUUUAAACUCAGAAAAUGAACACAAACUCAUUGAAGUUCUGAUUUGGUUUCACGUAUUAUAUUAUUCUAAAAAUACCUGGAAUUUUAAGAUUAGUUUGCAUUUGAGCAGUCAAUAAGAUUACAACAUGUUUCUAGAAGGAGAAGGCUUUACUAUUGGAAAAAUUGUGAUGGGUGAAAUG